This is a messenger RNA of Peromyscus maniculatus bairdii (prairie deer mouse), 3981 nucleotides long. Lineage: Eukaryota; Metazoa; Chordata; Mammalia; Rodentia; Cricetidae. The record is from RefSeq and is a predicted model, not a curated record.
GGGGUGGCGGCGCCGUGGCGGAGGAGCAGGAGCAGGAGGGGGAUGGAGAGGAGAAGGCUCCUGGGUGGCAUGGCGCUCCUGCUCCUCCAGGCGCUGCCCAGCUCCCUGUCAGUCAGGGCUGAGCCCCCGCAGAGGACAGUUGUCAGUGUCUGGAAAUGUGUUGAGAGUGUGGCUGGCAUCCCACCUGUGAGAACCAGGAGUCCGCUUGCCAUCUCCCGCUGCUCAAGACAGCAUCUCACAACCAGGGGGUGGUCUGGCCGAGGAUAAAGAAGCCUGUGUGGGUACCAACAACCAGAGCUACAUCUGUGACACGGGACACUGCUGUGGACAGUCUCAGUGCUGCAACUACUACUAUGAACUCUGGUGUAAGUCCUUGCCCAGGGGGUUCUUGGCAUCCCAGGGUCCCGGUUACCGCCUCUGCUCCUUGGGAAACGGCGGGCUGGCCAGCCUUUUCUGAUUCUCUUGGGGACAGUGUUGGGUUCUGGCUCGUGUGGACCGUCAUCAUCAUCCUGAGCUGCUGCUGUGUCUGCCACCACCGCCGGGCCAAGCAUCGCCUUCAGGCCCAGCAGCGGCAACAUGAGAUCAACCUGAUCGCCUACCGGGAAGCUCACAAUUACUCAGCGCUGCCAUUUUACUUCAGGUUUCUGCCAAACUAUUUACUACCUCCUUAUGAGGAAGUGGUGAACAGACCUCCAACUCCUCCUCCACCGUACAGUGCCUUCCAGCUUCAACAGCAGCAGCUGCUGCCUCCUCAGGGUGGCCCUGCGGGCGGCAGCCCCCCAGGCGCUGACCCGCCCCAGGGCUCCCAGGGAGCACAGAGCAGUCCUUCGUCCAGACCCGGUAGAAGCAGCACAAGACCCCCGAGUGUCGCUGACCCUGAGCCCUCUGAAGUGCCCGCUGACCGGGCGGCCACCAAAGCCCCCGGGAUGGAAUCCAGUGGCUCGGUGGCCGGCCACGGGGAGCCGGACCCAGGGGCCUUCCUGGACAGGGAUUCGGAGUGUAAGGAGGAGCUACUGAAAGAUUCGAGCUCGGAGCAUGGUAGUGUACUCCCCGACAGCAAAGACAAGACACCUGGCAGGCAUCGCCGCUUCACGGGGGACUCGGGCAUUGAGGUGUGUGUGUGUAACCGGGGCCACCACGAGGAUGGUCUCAAAGAGUUCAAUACGCUCAUCGAUGACGCCCUGGAUGGGCCCCUGGACUUCUGUGACAGCUGUCACGUGCGGCCUCCCGUUGACGAAGAGGAAGGGCUCUGCCUGUCCUCUGAGGAGCAGGCUCGAGAGCCCGGGCACCCCCACCUGCCACGGCCGCCCGCAUGCCUGCUGCUAAACACCAUCAACGAACAGGACUCACCAAACUCACAGCGCAGCGGCUCCCCCAGCUAGAACAGGCCCUGCCUGCACCCGAGAGCUUGACAGACAACCAGAGUGGGGGGCACCCACGAGAGAAGCAUUAAGUGACUUUCAGAAGUGGGACAACCACUUUGUCCUUUGAUUUUCCCCUCCUGGCCCACCUUUCCCACAUCUCCGGGUACAAGUUUGGGGUGUGGAUGCCUCCUCUCCCCCACAAAAGCACAGUGUUGUAGAAGACUGAGAAUCUGGUUCUGGGACUCAGCCCACACCCCACUUUUCAGAGCUGUAUCUCACCUACCUGCUUGACCGAGAAACGUAUCUGAAGAGCCCCCAGGACUGGGCCUGAGCUCCAAGAUGGUUCUCGAUGACAGAGUGGCUUCGAAGAGAACGUCGCUGUGUCUCGGUCCGGGAGAGACAGUUUAUCUUGGCCCCGGGUGAAGAAGGAAACCCUCAGGGGCCUGUCUGUGGCUGUCACCUGUGACUGCCAGUGUCUGCGGAGCUGGCGUUGGUCUAAUCCUGUGGGAGGGUGAGAGCUGAUGGACAGGCUGGCGAGGGGCUAGUUGAUCUGACAGGCCCCAGCUGGGAAGUACACCUCCGUGCGUUGUAGAGGGGGCCCCUCCCAGCAGGCUUUGGCUGGCUUCAGCCCGGUUCAGGUGUAGACGCUUAUACUGUGUUCUCCUUUAAAAACACGGAAGAAAGGCCAACAGUAUCCGUGGGUAGGCAAGGAUCCUCUUCUGGACAAGGGAAUUCUGUAGCCCUCCCCCAGGGUAAGUUUCCAAGAGUCUGGCUACUGUUGGGCCAGGAGGAGAGAGUGUGGUAGUCCUGGGCCUUCUGUGAGUGGAGGCCUAAGUCUGACAUCUGGUAGAGAGAGACAUGGCAUCCUCCAUGUCUGCCCAUUGUCCAUGCUCACAGGUGACCAGUGGUCCCACCCAUCCUGAACACAGUCUGCAGUCUCUCCUCGUCCUCUGUAAGCAGAUGGGCUGAGGAAGUUGUAUGUCCUGGGCAAGGCAGCCUCGGCCCCUACACGGUAUUUUCUCUUGAGUUAUCCAGGUCUGUUUGUGUAUUUGUUUGUUUUAAACCGACCACUUGGAAGGAACACCUUGGUUACCUGUGGUUCUCACGGCUGCCCCUGCCCAGAGCCUGCUGGAGAGGGGUGACUCACUCUCCUGUAGAGCCUUUGUAGAGUCUCUCAGGCACGAGGUGACAGCCAUCUCCAGCAGGACCUCGGGCCUGGUUGCUGUCAUCUGGCCCUAGAGACGCGAUCGUGCUUUGACAGGAGAGCAGAGCAUAGAAGCAGCUGAAAUGAGCAUUCCCCACCCAGCCUGUCCGUGCGGAGUUUGGUUUUCCCUGCUCUUGAACGAUGAUAUGUAGACUCGGCACUGUCAUUAUAGUGAGGAAAGGAAAAAGUUCACAUGUAAACACACACCUACACAUCUGAGGCUGUGAGGUGAUGUGUGUCUGCAUGUGGAUGCCACAAACCAAAAUCCUUGUCGAACAAAAGUGAAGUCUACACAGUGAUGUUAGAUGAUGCGUGUGUGUGUGUGUGUGUGUGUGUGUGUGUGUGUGUGUGUGUGUGUGUUAUCGAGUGCAAGUAUGCGAGUUGUAUGUGGCCUCCAUGCCCCUGUUCCUGUGAAGAUACUUUGAAUGACCAUUCUGCUCGUGUUAACCACAUGUCUGGAGCACCAAUGGCCGGCUCAAGGUAAUUUAUUUUACGCAUUUACUGUUUACCGAACAAAUAUCUGACUGUACUCGGGUGUCGCCAGCAGCGCCUGUGUGUGCCAGCGACCCUGCCCUCCAGGGAGAGGUUUCUUACUCAGCUCACCACUGCGAUCGGCGCAUGGCUCCACGGACACUCAGAGGCCCGCAUCCCCUUCCCUGUACAUGGAAACGUGUUCUGAACUGGUCUCCCUCCCUCUGCUGCCUUCAGACAGCUUGCUAGAGGCUUGAGUGACAAGCUUGGACUGGUUGUGGCUCAGACAGCGACCUGCCCAGGAUCACCAGGAGUCUCUCACAGACACCGUGAUGCCACAAGCAUGCCCCUCCUCUGCUGAGGUCUAGAGGGUUGGUAUGUGGUCAGAGGGCCCCCAGCUGCAGCCCCCACACACCUUUCCCGAUACCUUCUUGUUAAAAUCCCAGACAACUCAAAACCUAGGAUCCCAAAAUGAACCCCUCUUUAGUUAACUGCUGAUGAGGUGGGACCCCUUCAGGUUUCUUUCCCCUGGCAGGAUGGGAGCGGGCCUGAGAGGACUGGCUUCGCUGAAGCACCCGCCAAGAUGACCAAGCCACGGUCCGGCCCCCGCUGCUCUAGGCCGCACUGGCGCUCAGAGAGAGCACAGGAAAUACGAGUUAGGGGCCGGGGAGACUUGGCUGAGUUGGGUUUCCAGGUAAAUGGAGGAGGGGUUAGGCAGAGGGCUUGGUGCUCCGGUCAGCUCUGCAGCCGCUAACACAUUCCUGUGUGAGGCACAUCGGCGUCCGUCAGUUAUUGUGAAUAUGUGUAUCUUAAGCAAUAAGAGUCCGCUGCUCAGACUCCCUGGGCAGUCCGGAGGACGCAUCUCCUGUGCCGUGAUUGUUCUGAAGGCAGAGUGGAUCUAACCACUGUGAGAAGCCCCUAAUAAACCAGUCCCGAACGGUC